CGAGAAAAGGAAAAGAGCGAGAAACGAAGGAAAAAAAAAGGCUAUCCAGGUUGACACACAUACAUUCGACAACCGGCACACACGCGGCAACACCAUCACACGUCCUGACUCGCUUCAUCGCUCAAAUCCAUCGGGCUCCCCGUUGCACCGAAACCGUUCGUUCACGCCGCCGCUUCUGCAAAGAGGGUCAUUCCCCAACAGCAGCUUCACCGCACCGCACCACCACCAAACCCCCCGUCCGACCGAUGAUUACGCAAUAACUCUUCCGUGCCCACCCCGCCUGACUGCUGCCGCCGCCGCCGCCGGCCACAACUCAGUCGUCGUCUCCCACCCCGUAUCCACAAUGGCUUCCGUCGGCUCUCCGCCCGCCCCCGAACUCCUAAUGGCAGUUCGUAACGAGCACAACAAGCCCUCCGUCUUCCGGUCCCUCCUCGUCAUCCGCCUCCUCAACGCCUGGUGGGUCCUCACCUUUUUCCAGCCCGACGAGUACUUUCAGGCCCUCGAACCCGCCUGGCGCAUGGCUUUUGGUGAAGGGAGCGGCGCCUGGAUCACUUGGGAAUGGAGAAACCAGCUCCGCUCCUCGGUGCAUCCCGCCCUCUUCGCCGGCGUCUACACCCUCGCAGACCUCGUAGCCCGCCCCCUCCCCAUCAUCAGGCCAUGGCUCCUCCUCGCCGCGCCAAAGGCCGCACAGGCCGUCUUUGCCGCGGCCGGCGACUGGUACACCUGGCAGCUGGCCGUCAAGAUCUACGGCGCCGAUAGCUCCGUCUCAUGGUUUGCUCUAUUCAUGAGCAUGUUCAGCCCUUUCCAAUGGUACUGCUCCACCAGAACUUUUUCCAACUCGCUGGAGACCACCCUCACCAUCAUGGCCCUCAACUACUGGCCCUGGGAACUCCUCGGUGAUGCAAAGACCGAAAAGGAGAACCCCAAGCCCGCGGUGUCCAUCUUAAACACGCACGGGACUCUCUCGAGCCUCCGCAUAUCCCUCAUCCUCGCCGCAACAGCAGUCCUCCUCCGCCCAACAAACAUCCUCAUCUGGACAACAGUCGCCCUCGCAACCCUCCUCCGGCCCCUCCUCUCCCGCUCGGGCUCCACCUCCGCCUCCGUCCUCACCCCGCAAACCAUCCUCCUCCUCCUCCGCGAAGCCCUCCUCUGCGGCACCCUCGUCCUCACCCUCUCCCUGACCUCAGACCGCCUCUACUUCAAUCAAUGGGCCUUCCCCCCCUACAAAUUCCUCUACUUCAACCUCUCCCAGUCCCUCGCCGUCCUCUACGGCCGCAACGACUGGCACUACUACCUCUCCCAAGGCCUGCCCCUCCUCUCAAUAACCUACCUCCCCUUCGUCCUCUACUCCCUCUACAGCCCCACACCAACAACCCAACACUCCAAAAUCAGCACAGCAACCCUCAAAACCCUGUCGUGGACAGCCUACAUCACAAUCGCAGCCCUCUCCUGCGUCUCCCACAAAGAAGUCCGCUUCAUCUACCCCCUCCUCCCAACCCUACACAUCCUCGCCGCCUCCCCGCUAUCAACCUUCUUCACAGUCCCGGCCCCACCAUCCUCCGCAAAAUCCCCGCUCCCGAAGCCCCGCCUACGGCACAAACGCCUCCUCACCUCCGCCCUCGCCAUCCACGCCGCGCUCGCCUUCUUCCUCACCCUCCUCCACCAACCCGCGCCCCUGACGGUCCUAACCUUCCUCCGGACCUCGUACGCCCGUAUCCACCCGGAGCAGGCAGCCACAUCGGCCCCGAUAGCAUCCCUGGCCUUGGCCUCGUUGUCCUCUGCCUCUUCCUCUUCCUCCUCGUCCUCCGCUUCAUCAGGACCAGGAUCAUCAUCAGCAUCAAAACUACCAUCAAACGAAGAAACCGGCCACGAACUCUUCGCCCUCUUCCUAACACCCUGCCACUCCACCCCCUGGCGCUCCCACCUCCUCCACCCAUCCCUCCGCGCCCGCGCCCUAACCUGCGAACCGCCCCUCCACACGCAACCAAACACCCCCGAACGCGAAGCCUACCGCGACGAAGCGGACCGCUUCUACGACGAUCCCCAGCUCUUCAUGGCGACCGAGUUGUGGCCCGCGGCAGCCGAGUCCGGGUCCGGGGCUGCUGAAUCCGGGAUCGAGUCAACAACACCACCACCACCAUCAGCAGAAGCAGAAGACAUCCCCCGCUACAUCAUCGGCUUCGAAGGCAUCGAACCCUGGCUCCACACCUUCUUCACCCACCCCGCCGGCGCAGGCCACCAUCUCGGCGUGAGCCCAAAACGCGUCUGGCAAGGCUGGAACGGCUUUUUCAACGAGGACGCCCGUCGGCGCGGGAAGCUUGUUGUUUGGGAUACGGGGCUGUAUACUACAGUGUCCUAAAAAAAAGUUCUCAAUGUCAGUCGUGUAGACAGUAAAAAGAGUAAAAGAGAAGAAAUACGAAUGGACCAAAAAAAUUAAAAAUUUGGAAAAUGGUCAGAAACCCGUAUCUUGUAAGAAAAGAGAAAAGAGAAAAUCAGACCUAGAAACCAUCAAUAUAUUCCCCCAGUGGAAUACAACCUUUGUUAAAUCUGCCAUUGAAAUGUCUGUGGGACCCAAUGAUGACAUUGCCUCUCUACAUCACCUUGUCGCAAAAGUCAGGCGUCAUCGCGAACUUCCAAACAUGAAAAUUAUUCUUUUUUCC
This is a messenger RNA of Colletotrichum phormii, 2660 nucleotides long. Its product is annotated as Alg9-like mannosyltransferase family-domain-containing protein. The transcript is spliced from 4 exons. Gene Ontology annotation, biological process: GPI anchor biosynthetic process. The record is from RefSeq and is a predicted model, not a curated record. The coding region runs from base 344 to 2359 and encodes 671 amino acids. Gene Ontology annotation, cellular component: endoplasmic reticulum membrane. Gene Ontology annotation, molecular function: alpha-1,2-mannosyltransferase activity. NCBI's taxonomy places the organism in Eukaryota, Fungi, Ascomycota, Sordariomycetes, Glomerellales, Glomerellaceae.